UGCUUUGCACUUUCGGUUUUUUAUUACAAUCGAUAUUUCCGAUCUCUCUCGACUUCUUCUCGUGGAAUUUAAAUCUAUCGAAUUUUUAAAAGCCUCUGUUUUUCUCUCGAUUUGCUCUGUAAUUCUUCGAUCUUCUUUGAUCAGUAAUUUAAAUGGCAACCAUCGGGAAUAACAAUCUCAAUGCGAAGCUUGUUCUUCUUGGAGAUAUGGGAGCUGGGAAGUCAAGCCUUGUCUUGCGCUUCGUCAAGGGCCAUUUCCUCGAAUUCCAGGAGUCGACAAUCGGAGCUGCGUUCUUUUCGCAGACACUGGCGGUGAAUGAUACCACGGUGAAAUUUGAGAUUUGGGAUACGGCCGGGCAGGAGAGGUACCAUAGCUUAGCCCCCAUGUAUUACAGAGGUGCUGCAGCUGCCAUAAUCGUCUACGACAUUACUAGCACGGAGUCAUUCGCAAGGGCCAAGAAGUGGGUUCAAGAACUUCAGAAACAAGGCAAUCCUAACAUGGUUAUGGCACUUGCGGGUAAUAAGGCUGACCUGGAAGAUAAAAGGAAGGUGACAGCUGAGGAGGCUUGUGUGUAUGCAGAGGAAAAUGGUCUUUUCUUCAUGGAGACAUCUGCUAAAACUGCUAUCAAUGUCAAUGACAUAUUCUAUGAGAUAGCUAAGAAAUUGCCUCUAGCUCAGCCAGCCCAGAAUCCAGCAGGGAUGGUUCUUGUGGACAGACCAGCAGAAAGAUCUCAUUCUGCAGCAUGCUGUUCCUAAGUUCGUAUAAAGGGUUGACUCCAAUAACUGUUUGAAAAGGGGUAUGAGAAGAGGCAAGGGUAUCAUUCCAUGGGGAGACAAUGCAAAGUUAACGUGCAAAUAUUUGAAGGAUUGACCCCUCUGACCUGAUCGGAGGAACACUUUGUUCUUUCUUCUUGGCAAUGUAAUGCUUAUUAUUUUCUGAACCCUGUAAAUGAGUGUGUGUGUGUGUAUCCACUGAAUUUCGUACAUACAGAAAUGGGUAGGGGUUUGGGGUAAACCAUUGUGUAAUUCAUGUACUCUUUUUUUCUUUCAAAUGUGUGAUAUUUGUCA
Molecule: messenger RNA, 1067 nt
Organism: Macadamia integrifolia
Lineage: Eukaryota; Viridiplantae; Streptophyta; Magnoliopsida; Proteales; Proteaceae
Product: ras-related protein RHN1-like
Exons: 8
Coding region: 153-755 (200 amino acids)
Molecular function (GO): GTPase activity; GTP binding
Source: RefSeq, a predicted model, not a curated record